GAUGCAGGUGGUCCUGAGUAGUGUGGUUGGGGGGUCGCCGGGCUGGGCCUCAGUAGGGCUGCUAACCCCGAAGGACUGAACAUGAGCGGUGGUUACGACGUCAGCCUGUUUGCCGCCCCGCCGGACGCCCACCUCCUGUGUUCGGUUUGCUACGGCGUCCUGAGGCAGCCCGUGGGGCUCCCUUGCAGGCACACGUUCUGCAGGAAAUGCAUCGUGCAGUGGCUGGUGAGGCAGAGGACGUGUCCGUGCUGCAGGCGAGAGGUGAGGAUGAAGCAGUUGGUCCUCAGGCACACGCUCCGAAGGCAGAUCAACCGCCUGAAAGUGAAGUGUAAGAACGUCGAGGAGGGCUGCCCGGUCACCGUGCCCCUCCACCACCGCCGAAUCCACCUGCUGUCCUGCCAGUACGAGCCCGCCCCUUGCCCUCACCGAGGAUGCCCGGCCUGGGUGGCGCGCAAGGACCUGAGCGACCACGGCGAACGAUGCCCGCACGGACGGCGGCCCCGCGCCCGCGGGGCCCAGCUGAGCGCCGCCCGCGCUCACCACGACCGCCCCGGCCGACGGCAGGAGGAGUGGAGGCGGCGAUGGCGGCGGCGACGGGCAUCUUGCCAGCUGCUCCUGGCCGGGCUGGACCGCUCCCUCCGCCACCUGCGCCGUGCCACCCGACGUCUCCAGGCCCAGCUGGCGUGGCUGGGAGGGCGCCUGGAGGGGAGGCGGGUGGACGACCGCCGCGGCCCGUCGGCGUGAGGCGAGGGCUCCCCCACCCCGGGACCCCCGUUGCCGUCUAUAAAUGUAAAGGUCGGAUGGAGCCGGCCGGACGG
Molecule: messenger RNA, 818 nt
Organism: Tachyglossus aculeatus (Australian echidna)
Lineage: Eukaryota; Metazoa; Chordata; Mammalia; Monotremata; Tachyglossidae
Gene: RNF151
Product: ring finger protein 151
Exons: 4
Coding region: 82-744 (220 amino acids)
Biological process (GO): protein ubiquitination; positive regulation of JNK cascade; regulation of canonical NF-kappaB signal transduction
Cellular component (GO): plasma membrane signaling receptor complex
Molecular function (GO): ubiquitin-protein transferase activity; zinc ion binding
Source: RefSeq, a predicted model, not a curated record